This is a messenger RNA of Pocillopora meandrina, 5089 nucleotides long. The record is from the annotation of a GenBank genome assembly. Lineage: Eukaryota; Metazoa; Cnidaria; Anthozoa; Scleractinia; Pocilloporidae.
CUCAUAUUGACUGUCUUUUGUUGUGAUCUGAAAGGUACCUGCGCAAGACGCACAACUUCUCGUUAUUGCUGCUCAUUCCCCUUCAUCUACAAAGGACGUCGCUACCACAGAUGUACGAGGAGAAACCAUAAACGACCAUGGUGUGCUACAACACCCAACUAUGAUCGUGAUAAGAAAUGGGGCAACUGUGCAGGUUUGUUAACUUGUGUGACUCAAUGACAAUUUGGUUGGCAAUUUGUCGAUAUUUUGAUUUUUUUCCGAUAGUGUCCACCUGCCCAGUGUGUGUUAGCUUUCUAUUUUUGUCAAUCGUUUCACCUCGUUUUUGUUUUCAUUCUUUAUUAGGACGCCGCCCAGUCAAACCAGUAAAACCUGUUAUCCGUCCUCCCAAAGGUAAGAGCAAACUAGGGAGAUACAACUGUUCUACUUUCUUACCUUGACAGCCUUUUUUCGAGCUGAGAAGGUUUUUUCGUAGCUUAUUUUUUGUGAUUUAACUUGCCAAUUUGUUUUGUAUUUUUUGCUCAUUUUUCUCAGAUUUAUUUAAAGUUCAUUUUCUCAAAUUGUGUGUAUCAAAUUGUUUUUCAUCUUUUUGCAGCUAAGGUCAUCCAAGUCACUGUAGGUUUGAAGGGUAAGGAAGUUUAUCGCUAACUCGUAAUUUAACAUCAGUAUAAAACUAGUCCCCCCUUAUCUAAUGAUACAACUAGAAGGGUUUCAACAAAGAGCAAUACGCGUUAAGAUAAUUGUUUACAAGUUAUGAACCCUCUGUUAUCACUCCGCAACCUUCGAAAAAACCAUGUUUGAAGCGUUUAAAGUAAAGUUCACUCAUUAUUUUAUCGUUCGAAAGUGGCUAACAGUGUUAACAAUGGCAGAAUUAGUAAGAAAUCUUCACUGUGUACCUAUUACCACGCUACGGGAAUGCUAACUUAUGGUAGCGUGCUGCAAGAGCCUGGGAAAUAGGUGUCAGACAUUGAACUGGUCAAAAGACAAAUCAAACCGGGCUGUUUCAAGCGAAAGUUGCUAACCAUCAUGCUUCUGACGCGCACCCCCGCAAAGGAAUUUUAAGUUGUUAAUUCAUUUGUCAAUCUUCGGCCAAUUAUAAAUGUCCUGCAUGUAAUACAUUUUCCCCUUGCAGCCUAUGGCAUCGGUUGCUAUAGAGACACAGGCCGACGAGCCAUACCAACCUUGGAACGCCGAAGUCGACUACUGAAGGGUAAUUACCGGAGAAGAGCAGGCGCUAUAAGAAAUUGCGCUUUGGCUGCGGCUCGAAGAGGUUAUAAAGUUUUUGCUAUUCAACAUGGAGGGUGGUGUGCGUCAGCAAGAUACGCCUAUCGAACGUACAGGAAAUAUGGAAAAUCUAAUCGAUGCAGAAAUGGCAAGGGAGGACCUUGGGCGAAUGACGUUUAUGUCCUUAGAGGUGAGGAAAAAAGCUGUUUGUCUGUCUGAUAGAGGCCAUUACCAUGUUUGUCGUUUCGUACUGAAGGUGAAGCCAGAAUGUUCAAGUGUAUAAUCAUCCGAAGCUACUACGUAGGGGCCCGAUCAAGAUUGAACAUUCUAGUUUUAAUUUAACAUAAAGUUUAAUGCGUUCAUACGGUCUGUCUUAAGUUUAUCAUGUAAGACGGCGUUUUGUUAAAAAAAAAAGAAAGGGCUGCUUUAAAAGCAAUACGUUUUCCUGUAUCCAUGUGGAAUUAAACCUCAGAUCUUUGGAUUCUGCACCAUAAGAGAGGUGUUGAAUUUUUUGACUUGGUAAUAAAAUGAAGAAACUUUUCGAUUUAAAUUUGUGUGCCUUUGUAUACUUUAAACUCAAGUUGUAUUCUUUUUUUUAUUGCUAGGUUCUUGUCGUGUAAAAUCAACAAAUGGAUACUGCUGCUCGUUCCCGUUCGUGUAUCGAGGCAGACGAUACACUGGAUGUACAAGAACGAACUCUAGGCGACCUUGGUGCUCCCUCACUGGAAACUACGACAAAGAUAAGCAAUAUGGAUGGUGUCCCACCCGAGGAGGUGAGACUGGAAACGAGGAAGAAAGUUAAUUUUAUACAUUUUCCAUGGAUGGUUAUCUUUUGCAUAUAUUUCUUUCACCUUUGUGUGUAAAGUUUGCCAAAGUAAGCUAAAAAAGUAAACUAAACUAAUUUUACAUGCCAUGUCCCGUGAUUGAUUGGAUGUUUCUUUAAUUUUUGGCCAGCACGUCCUGUCAAGAUAACAUCAUCGAUAUCAAGUGAGUAUGGCGGCUGAAAUAAUUAAAGAAAAAAAGACCCACGAAAAAAUACUAAAUUAGUCGACUUAAAUUCGUAAAGAGAAAUUCCGUGGACGUUUUGUAUUGUUUCAUUUUUCCCCUUUUGUAUACCAUGCUAACUUUUUUUUUCCUACCUUGAUGCAAAUGAUACUUCUAGGCCUAAAGAGUAUCAUUCAUUUGUCUAAAUUCUCUAAACGCGGAGUCAUUUGAAGAUUCAGACAUGGAGUUUUAGUUUCGCCUUCCAUCGGGCAGAACGCCUUAACUGUAAUAGAUCUGUAGUGUUAGCGGUGAUGAAUGCACCGGUUGGUUUUAUGGGGCAAAAUGAAAUUUUUGGCGUUCUCUUCAACGGAGAAUAUUGAUCAAGCUCAUUGACUUGUCGGUUGGAGUUAAAAAACAAAGGCAUUGCAAGUUAUUGUUUAUGCUAUUGUUUCGUUCUACAGAAUCAUUUAAAAAUUCAAUCUUUAAGUUUUGGUUUCGCCCUUUUAUGUACGUGUAAGCCUGUAAGUCUGUAAGCCCUUGCCUCGUUAUGGAGUACAAGUAAAGCAUCAUGAGUUGGCGUCCAUUUGGGAGUGAUUUAGUUUGGUCUACCGUUGUCUAUAGAUCAACUUCUUUUUCCUGUUACUUCUCAGUCCAAAGAAUAGGCUGCUUCAAAGAUUCCCCUCGCAGAGCCAUUCCAAUACUAGAAGGCAAAAGUAAACUUCUACAAGGCAACUACAAACGAAGGAAGAUCGCCAUUCGUAAAUGCGCCAUGGUCGCCGUAAAUCGCGGUUACAACACUUUCUCUGUGCAAGACGGUGGUCAGUGUUUCUCAGGACCGCGGGCUCAGUACACUUUUGCCAAGUAUGGGCGAUCGAACAGAUGUAGGGGUGGAAAAGGAGGACCUUGGGCCAAUGAUGUCUACAGGCUGACAGGUGCUGAGCCCACUUUGUUCAUUUUUGUUCGUUUUUGUCUGUUCUUCUGUUAAAACAGGGUUCGAAUGGGUCCAGGAAAACCUGGAAAGUCUUGGAAUUUUAUUUUGCAAUUUUCCAGGAUUGGGAAGUCUUGAAAAAAGACUACUGGUCCUAGAAAGAUUUCAAAAUUUAUGUCAUAAGAAAUGUAUUAGACCGUAAAGAGAAUUAAUUUUAGGGAUGAAAGGGUUUAAAGUGAAAUUUGAAAUCCUGGAAAAAUUCUGCUAAAGUCCUUGAAAUUUAUUUCAGAAAAAGGGUAUGAACCCCAAAUAACCUCAACCAAAUGUAGUGUUGCUUCUCUAGUUAGGAUUACAUGAGAAGCUGCUCACUACACAACCUUAUUUUCCAUUUAAUUUUUCUCCAAUGAAACACAACCUAACACAAAGCGCUUUUGAGUGUCAUCAACCUAAAUCCAAAGUAAUCACUUAGGCCAAGUAGAACUUAGGUACACAACGCAAGAAGCCAAUGCGGGUUCAGCUCUCCGUCUGACUGCUUCAGUGAGUGAUACGAAUUCUCAGGAACACUCAGUAAGCGCAGUUAAUCAAAUUUAAUGCAGUUAUGGUUUACUGUCGAUGCUAAACUUUCAAGGAAAAGUAGCGCUAGCCAAAGGAAAUGUUACUUAAAGUUGAGUCCGACAAGCGUGAACAACAUACCAUAACCGUAGAUAAUGAUCCUGAGAUAAGCUACAUAAUGUUGUAUUAAGGAAAAAGUAAUGUUUUCUUGUCUGGUGGCUAAACAAACUAGGAAUGAGGUAGCUGUUAUAUAUAAGGAAAAAUCAAUCUUAUCUCGUAGGUUUAGUGCAGUGUAUUCGACGCAAAAUAACCCCAUACUUGUAAUUUGUUAACAUAGCCUAUCUUUUUCCUGAGUUUAGGUAGAUGUCAACGUCGCACCACGUCAGGAAAAUGCUGUGUACUUCCCUUCGUUUAUCGUGGACGCCGCUACAACAACUGCGCCAGGUCAAAACGUGGAAGGCCUUGGUGUCCAACGGCAUCUAGUGUAUACAAACGAAACCAACCAUGGGGCUACUGCCGCGGUGGAAAACGUAAGUAUCAGUUGUCUACCGAAGUAGCCUACCUCUCUUCCUCUUUCCCUCUUUUUCUUCAUCUCGUUUUGCUUUUUUUUUUUCAUUUUCUCUUUCUUUUUUCCCUUUCGCUUUUUUAAGGUGCGUCUUCUUACGAUUGUUUUCUGUCGAAUAACGGUCCACUUCUCUUUCUCAGGUCAGCCAAUACGAGUGACUGUAGGGGUGCGAGGUACGUAUUCCACUUAAUUUUACUUCAAGAAUGCUAAAUUUUAAAAUGGAACGACACUUUGAAAUGCAUUUAAUGUCAGAUGCCUUUACGUGGAAGAGUCUCGAGUCUCGCUUCCCGCUUCCAACAUGUGGCUUCGUAGCUCAGUGGGCAGUAGCGUCUAAAUAAUUUCUGAAAGCCUCAGUCACAUGUAAGGAUCAUUUCUUUAUAUGCACCAUACGAUAUUCAUCAUAGAACAAUAGACAGGAGCUUCAUCCAUUGACCUAACAAAUUUUCUUGAAAUGAACAGACUUCUCUCCCGGGGAUUGCUAUGGUAUCAAGGGUUUUUUAAAAGUCCAGUUUGCUUGAUGAUAAUAUGCUGAUUCAUACCUUAUUUUAACAGUCAAGCCAAUCGGAUGCUUCAAAGACACUGGUCGCCGUGCUAUCCCAGGAGUGGACGGUCGUUACCCAAUAGUGAAAGGAUAUUAUCGAAAGAGAAAGGAAGCCAUUAAGCGUUGUGCCCUCGUUGCUCUAAGGUUUGGUUACAGAGCUUUUGCUGUUCAACAUCAGGGAUGGUGUGCUACAGGUCCAAGAGCUCAUGUAACUUACGGAAAGUAUGGACGAUCCAAUCGGUGUAGGAAUGGCAAGGGAGGACCGUGGGCUAAUGAUGUGUACAGAGUAUACGGUGAG